Molecule: messenger RNA, 2182 nt
Organism: Aspergillus steynii IBT 23096
Lineage: Eukaryota; Fungi; Ascomycota; Eurotiomycetes; Eurotiales; Aspergillaceae
Product: putative pre-mRNA splicing factor
Exons: 3
Coding region: 261-1850 (529 amino acids)
Biological process (GO): mRNA splicing, via spliceosome
Cellular component (GO): U4/U6 x U5 tri-snRNP complex
Molecular function (GO): U6 snRNA binding; U4 snRNA binding; protein binding
Source: RefSeq, a predicted model, not a curated record
AAGGACUUGAAGAACAGGGAUACUAGACUCGGCGAGGUGCUUGUUGGGGACCUGCAUUUGCUUCAUCUUUCUUUUUCUCCGACGCCAACAGUCCGUCCAUCGAAUUCGUUUCCUUUUCUUCGUCCCGCCGUCCGCAACCUCUCUGUCGAUCCACUCUUUUUGACCUCCCACUUCUGCAGUCCAUCUUAAUUCCGAAUUAUCUCCAAUCUUGAUUUCGAGCCCCGGGAAUUGUCGCGACUGAGUCGACCCUUCUGCCCAUCAUGAUGCACCCUUCGAGACAGGCGUACGUGGAGGAGGCCGAGGAUACCGACAUGGGCAUUGACCUGGCCAAUCUGCCGGUCGACCGCGAUUAUGAACUUCCCUCUGCAGCGGCGGGCAUCCCCGCCGAAAGAGCCUCCGCCAUCCUAUCCCAAUUCGAACGAAAGCGAAGGGCCGCCGCCAUGGCUGUGCCGACCGACGAUACGCGAGUGCGCGCUCGGCUGCGAGAGAUUGGAGAGCCUAUCACGCUAUUCGGCGAAGGACCCGCGGACCGACGAGACCGACUGCGAGAGCUCCUGACGGAUCUGGCGGAGAGACAGGGGGCUGAAGAUGUGGACAUGGCAGAGGCAUUUGAGGACGAGGAUGAGGAGGAGGCAGAACAGCAGGAAGAAUUCUACACGGAGGGGUCGGAGGAUCUCCUGAACGCUCGCAAGGCAAUCGCGCAUUUCUCUUUGCCCCGCGCAAAAACGCGCGUGGCCCGCUUGAGAGAGGAGUCGACGAUACCACUCAGGACGCAUAUUAAACAUCGCAAAGCAAUCAAGGAGAAGCUGCAAGGGUUCGAGCUCUACGGGUCGCAGAUCGCCGGUGAUCGUCCCGUCAGUAUCUGUCGAUUUGCGCCGGACGGGCAGACCAUCGCGACUGGAAACUGGGGUGGUGGAAUUCGUUUGCUGUCGGUGCCGAACCUGGAAGAGAAACGGUCUUUCAAGGCGCAUUCGGAUCGGGUUGGAGGUCUGUCGUGGUUCCCUGGUGCUACGCUGCCGACCUCAGAUGUGUCCCCAUCGACCGUCAACCUGGUCUCUGGCGGCGGAGAAGGAAACGUGUGCCUGUGGUCUCUCGACAAGGAUGAACCGCUGGCGACUCUCUCCGGCCACUCUGGCCGUGUGUGUCGGACGGAAUUCCACCCCUCGGGUCGGUACGUCGCCUCCGCUUCCUACGAUACAACAUGGCGCCUGUGGGACGUGGAAACGACUGCCGAAUUGCUGCUACAGGAAGGCCAUUCCCGAGAGGUCUACACUUGUGCCUUCAACAACGAUGGAUCUCUUAUGGCAAGCGGUGGACUGGAUAGUAUCGGACGUAUCUGGGAUCUGCGGACGGGCCGGACGGUGAUGAUUCUUGAGGGCCAUAUUCGCGAAAUCUACGGCCUGGACUGGGGCGUAGACGGAUACCGAGUGCUGUCGGGCUCCGGCGACGGAUGGGUCAAAUGCUGGGAUCUGCGCCAGGUUCGAAACACGGGCGGUAUCGGAGCGCACAAGAGUGUGGUGUCUGAUGUUCGAUGGUACAAGGGAACGGAGUCGGCAGCAUCCUACCUGCCGUCGCUGGACGGACAGAACAGCGGCAUGGAAGUCGACGGCGCCACGAUGACUUCGAGUGAUGCGUCGACAGCACCCGUGCAACCGCGGAAGUCGGGCACGUUCUUCGUGACCAGUGGGUUCGACAAGAACGUCAAUGUCUUCAGUGCGGAUGACUGGUCACUGGUGAAGUCGCUGAGUGGGCAUGCGGGCAAUGUUCUCAGCACGGAUAUCAGCGACGAUGCCAAGUGGAUUGCGAGCUCCGGACACGACCGUACAGUCAAGCUUUGGGGCAUUGAGUGAAGCAAUUGACACCACGGGACCUUUUCAGAAUAUCUUUCUCGAUGGCUCAGUUGUGUGCUGCGAAGAGCUCCAGACCAUGAUUGUUGGGUAUGAUGAACUCAAGAGGCCAUGCUGGACAAGCCUGGAUGAAUGAAUCGUCACCAGAUUCUUUUCUCCAGUGACGGUUUUGAGAUAAACCGCCGAGGCCGUACAAGAAUGGAGACCUGGCAGACCUAGGUGCUGAAGACGAUGGAGAAGAGUCGGUGGUACUAUUUGGGUGUUCAUUUAGCUUGCCCGACCAUUUACCAUUUCCAUAGAAGCCGAUGAACGAAGAAAUACCCCCAAUCAAUAUG